Messenger RNA from Oncorhynchus gorbuscha (pink salmon), 1870 nucleotides. RefSeq names its product zinc finger protein OZF-like. Gene Ontology annotation, cellular component: nucleus. The record is from RefSeq and is a predicted model, not a curated record. Gene Ontology annotation, molecular function: DNA-binding transcription factor activity, RNA polymerase II-specific; RNA polymerase II transcription regulatory region sequence-specific DNA binding. Gene Ontology annotation, biological process: regulation of transcription by RNA polymerase II. Bases 29 to 1645 code for a protein of 538 amino acids. Lineage: Eukaryota; Metazoa; Chordata; Actinopteri; Salmoniformes; Salmonidae. The transcript has 2 exons.
GCUAACUGUUAGCCCUCAUCCCCCGACCAUGAGUUCACCAAGCUACUCUCCUCCUGAUGAAGAGGAGGAGGAGGUCUGCUGGACGGAGAAAGAGGGUCUGUGGCUGAACGUUGUCGUGAAAGAGGAGAAUCUAGAGGAGGAUGUUACAGUAACAAAUGUAGAGGAAGAGGAGGUUGUCACAGUAAAACAAGAAGUAGAAGGUGAGGCUGUUACAGUGAAAGAAGAAGAGGAAGACGUUUCAGUGAAAGAAGAAGAGGAAGACCCGAUCAGAGUGAAAGAAGAGGAGGAUGUGACUGUAAAAGAAGAGGAGGUUGCAGUUUUUGGAGUGAAGGAGGAGAAAGAGGGAGAGAUAACUGUCAUAUUGGAAGAGGAGUCAGGAGAUCUGAUUAACACCGGAGAGAGACUGAACUAUCGUGGAUCCUCUGGGGAGCCUCAACAACCUCAUGACGCUGAAGAGGCAGAGACAAGUUUCUCCAGAUCAGAACUCCUCAAGAAACACCAGCAGAGACCACCAGGGAAGAAACCUAACCGCUGCUCUGACUGUGGGAAGAGUUUCACCUCUUCUUCAGAUCUUAAAAUACACCAGAGAAUCCACACAGGAGAGAAACCUUACAGCUGCUCCGACUGUGCAAGGAGUUUUACUACACGUAGCCAGAUGAUAUCUCAUCGGAGAACACACACAGGAGAAAAACCUUUCAGUUGUGAUCGAUGUGGGAAGAGUUUUGCUCAGUCAGGCAACCUGACAAUUCACCAGAGAACACACACGGGUGAGAAACCUUACCACUGCUCUGACUGUGGAAUGAGUUUUACUACCUCAGGUGGACUGAUAUCACACCAGAGAACACAUACAGGAGAUCAGUGUGGGAAGAGUUUUCCCGCCGCAAGGAACCUGAAUCUAGUUCACCAGAGAGAACACACAGCUGAUCUGACUGUACACCAGAGAAGGUACACUGUAGAGAAACCAUACCGUUGCUCAGACUGUGGGAUGAGUUUUACUACAUCAAGCGGACUGAUAUCACACCAGAGAAUCCACACUGGAGAGAAACUAUACCACUGCUCAGAUUGUGGCAUGAGUUUUGCUGGAUUAGACAAACUGACUAUACACCAGAGGUUACACACAGAGAGGACUUUUAGUUGCGAUCAAUGUGGGAAAAGCUUUGCCGCAGCAACAAACCUGACAGUUCACCAGAGAACACACACGGGAGAGAGGCCUUAUAGCUGCGAUGAAUGUGGGAAGAGAUUCACUCAGUCGGCACACCUGACUGUACACCAGAGAACUCACACGGGAGAGCAGCCGUAUAGCUGCGAUCAAUGUGGGAAACAUUUUGCUUUGCCAGGAAACCUGACUGUACACAAGAGAACACACACCGGAGAGAAACCUUACAGCUGUGAUGUAUGUGAGGAUAGUUUCGCCACCUGGACUGCCCUGGCUACACACAAACGAAUCCACACGGGUGAGAAACCGUACCACUGCUCCGACUGUGGAAUGAGCUUUACUUCCUCAAGCGACUUGAGAAGACACCAGAGAAAACACACAGGAGAGAAGCCUUAUAGCUGUGAUCAGUGUGGGAAGAGCUUUAUUCGAUCAGACUCCCUGGCAAAACACAAGAAGAUACAUGCAGGAGAAACACAGAGUGUGGAAUGAUCUCCAACACUAGACCUGGGUAGUAGAACACAGAGUGUGGAAUGAUCUCCAACACCAGACCUGGGUAGUAGAACACAGAGUGUAGAAUGAUCUCCAACACCAGACCUGGGUAGUAGAACAUAGAGUGUAGAAUGAUCUCCAACACUAGACCUAGGUAGUAGAACACAGAGUGUAGAAUGAUCUCCAACACCAGACCUGGGUAGUAGAACACAGAGUGUAGAAUGA